AUCUAAGUGCCCUUGCUGGGGACAAGUAUCUCUUGCUCGUCUUGCGUUUCAUGAUCACUGAGGCAGUUUUGGGCUUGUGCCGUUGCACUUUGGGACUGGGCUGGCCAGGCGUUCCGGCUUGUAAUAUUGAGAGGAAGUUCGCACUACAAGAUCUACAAGAGCUUCUGCAAGACGGGGUAAGAAAGCGACAACUCCAGCUCGCGGUCCUAAAACGCGGAGAGGGCGAGCUGCUGCAGCUUCAUCAGGAGACUCAAGUUCGAGAUCACUCGGAGAACCCUUCUACCCCAGUGUCUAAAAUAAAACUUCAAUGGAGGUUGAUGAAAUGGAUCAACUAAAUGGAACAUCAAAUGAAAAUGGUAAUUCUGAUGCUGUUCCUGAGCUUGAUGAUGCACCCCCUCCACCAACAGUCAACAAUGUUCAGCCUUCUCCUAUUCGGACUGGUAUUAAACUGAAAAGUAACAGUAUAAGUGAAGAAGUGUCUGAAGAUCAGACUAAUACUGAACUUCCUGAAGAAAUGCAACCAACAACUGAAAUAUCUGAUUAUGUGAUUUCGGCUGCUGGUGAUGAGAGCAUGGAUGAACCAAGGCCAGCAGUUGACGAGGAAAGUGCAGAAAAUCAAGAGUCAAUUGAGAGAGAGACAGAACAAAAUAUUGCGCCUGCAGACACUUCAGAAGUUGAGAAUGGUGGUGUUGAAGGUGAUACAGAGGUGCCUGUGAAGAAGACAAGAGAGGCAUCCAAGCGGAAACUUCCAGUUGAUGGUGAAUAUGACCCAAGCUCCCCGACUUCCGAAAAUGAAAACGAAGAGAACCCUGCCAAAAAAGCUGCUCUCUCGGGUUCAUCUCCUAAGAAGGAUAAGGAAGCCAAGGCAAAGCUACUCCCAGAGCUUGAGAAAUACUGGAAGGCGGUGAAAGAUGACCCUGCUGACUUUACAGGAUGGACUUACCUACUGCAAUAUGUUGAUCAAGAGAAUGAUGUGGAAGCAGCUAGAGAAGCUUAUGAUGCCUUCUUGUCUAACUACCCAUACUGCUAUGGCUACUGGAGAAAGUUUGCUGACUAUGAGAAGAAGAAGGGAAACAAGGAUAAAUGUGAAGAGGUUUUCGAGCGCGGUCUUAAGGCCAUCCCGCUUAGUGUCGACCUCUGGAUCCACUACUUGAACUACUGCAAUACUGAGCAUGGCGCUGAUGAAGACUUCCUCAGAGGAGAGUACGAGAAAGCAUUGGAUGCUUGUGGCAUGGAGUUCAGAUCUGAUCGACUGUGGGAGAGUUAUAUUAAAUGGGAAACAGCAGCUGAACGAUUGCAGAAUGUGACAGCCCUGUAUGAUAGGCUCCUAGCUACUCCCACUCAGGCAUACACAACUCAUUUCGAAAGCUUUCAGGCACAUGUCAAUGCACAUCCACCAACUAAAGUUCUCUCCAUUGAUGAAUUCCUAAAAGUUCGUCAGGAAGUCUUGCAGCAGAAGAAGUCAUUUGAACAAACUGCAUCUGAUGAUGCUGCACCUCCUGGUGAAGAUUUAGAUGCUCCUCCAGGAGAAGAAUCGGAAGCAAUCAAAGCUGCUAAAAAUGAUGAGGAGACCACUGCAGUUAGGGAACGUAUCAUCUCAAUCCGAAAGAAAGUUCAUAGUCAGACUGUAGAUGCAGUAUCUGCUCGAUGGAACUAUGAAGAAGGGAUUAAAAGACCCUACUUCCAUGUUAAACCCCUGGAGAGAUGCCAACUGAAGAACUGGAAAGAAUAUUUGGAUUAUGAAAUUGAACAAGGCGAAGUCAAGAGAACAAUUGUUCUAUUUGAGCGUUGUCUGAUUGCAUGCGCAUUGUAUGAGGAAUUUUGGAUAAAGUUUGUGAAGUUCCUUCAAAGCAUAAAAGAAGGAGAUUGGACUGAUAAAAUCAGAGAUGUUCUCAGAAGAGCAUGCACAAUUCAUCACCCUAAAAAGCCUAGUUUGCAUCUGUUUUGGUCUGAAUUUGAAGAAUUGCAGGGCAAUUAUGAAAAAGCUUAUGAUGUUCUUUGCCAUAUCGAAAAACUUGUGCCAGGAAUGCUGCAAAUAGUCUAUAGAAGAAUCAACCUGGAAAGAAGACGAGGUAAUUUGCAUAAGGCUAGUGAAUUAUAUGAACACUACAUUACAAACUCGACGAACAAAAAUAUUGUUGUUAAUACUGCAAUUAAAUAUGCAAGAUUUUGUUGGAAGGUGGAAAAUGAUGUUGAAAAAGCCAUCAGUAUUUUAAAGAAGGCAUUGGAAGCUGAGAAGGAUUCUACUCGCCUGUAUCUUCAACUUGUCAGCAUGGAGAUGGAGCGUGUCCCCAUGAAUGAAACAGCCAUCAUUGAGAUUCUUGAUGAGUGCAUUUCACGCGAUAUUGACGCUGACCAGAAGAUUGCAUUUGCUCAGCGGAAACUGGAAUUUCUGGAAGACUUUGGAUCAGACAUCUUGAGCAUUCAAAAUGCUCACGAUGAGUUCCAAAAGAUAUUGAAACAGUGCAAAGGAAAGAAGAAAUCUGAUUCUGACAAAGGCUCUGCCAAUUUACCUGCUACAAAUUAUCCUCCUCCAAACUACCAAAAUGGAACUUAUGCACAGGCUGGUUACACCGGUACAGCUGCACCUUUCCCACCCACACAAGCUGGAGCCACUGCAACGACAGCUGCCACAGGAACUACAGCCACCGCUUCAACCUACAGCCAGUAUAGUCAGGCAUAUAAUCAAACUGGUGACUAUCAAAACUAUCAGAACUGGGGUUACUCUCAACCAGGAUAUAGUGGUUACAACCAGACUUGGGCUGGUUAUUACAAUUAUUGAUCAUAUUGUUAAAUGUCAUUCUUUCCUACUCUCGCACAUUAACUGCAUCUGACUUUUUUUUUUUUUUUAAACAUUACACACUUAAGGGCGGAAGUGUUUCAUCCAACGUUUAUUAUGUCGUCCAUUUUUUUACUUAUAGCUUAGUGCUGAGGUUAAUUUUUAGCUUUCAGUGUGACAAAAAUUUAUCCUCUUAAAAGGUCGCUUAAUUAUUUUUUAGCAGAAAAAAAAAAUAAAUCUUAAAAAAAGCAUUUCAGCAAUCUAGUUACUGAAGAGUUAAUACCUAGUCCUGAUUGACUUUGACAAUUUGAGUGGUAGUUUAAGGAAUUCCCACAUCAAUGUGAACUGUAAUGCUGGCAUUUCUCUUGCAAAAUAAAAUGAACUUGGAACCUUA
Molecule: messenger RNA, 3173 nt
Organism: Frankliniella occidentalis (western flower thrips)
Lineage: Eukaryota; Metazoa; Arthropoda; Insecta; Thysanoptera; Thripidae
Gene: Prp39
Product: pre-mRNA-processing factor 39
Exons: 21
Coding region: 308-2782 (824 amino acids)
Biological process (GO): mRNA 5'-splice site recognition; RNA processing
Cellular component (GO): U2-type prespliceosome; U1 snRNP; commitment complex
Molecular function (GO): protein binding
Source: RefSeq, a predicted model, not a curated record